Melampsora larici-populina 98AG31 is the source of this 1032-nucleotide messenger RNA. RefSeq lists its product as uncharacterized. The record is from RefSeq and is a predicted model, not a curated record. Bases 1 to 1032 code for a protein of 343 amino acids. NCBI's taxonomy places the organism in Eukaryota, Fungi, Basidiomycota, Pucciniomycetes, Pucciniales, Melampsoraceae. The transcript has 6 exons.
AUGUUUCGAUCAUCACAACCUUCGCGUUUCAUUUAUUCCGUUUUUCUUAUGGUGGCUAUCAUACACAGCCAAGUCAGUGAAGCACUCCCACAUGACGGGGGCUGUAGAGUCAGAAAGCACCCCAGCCACACGAAGAUCUCUUAUAUCCCUGACAAUAAAAUGAAUACUGGGUCGCAAAACUUGUCGGGUGAUCCUCACCAAGGAUCUUCUGAAGGGACAUAUGUGGCAGCCCCGCAUGGUGCUCACCAUUCUCUCUACCCAAAUAAGACCAGUUCCAACAUCUAUAUGUCAACUAGGAAUGAUCCAAAGGUCAACGAUACAGAAGAAACACCUCGUAAUGACACUCAGCCGAAAAAAAAUUCCACUGGUGGUCUAGUCCCACAACCCGCACCUGCCCCAGCUCACAAUGGAACAGGAUUAUCCCCAAAGUACAAAGGCACAGGCACCAUGUGGGGUGGAAAUUGGAAAGGUGGAAACUGUGACUUCAAGGAUUGGGAUCCUCCAGCUGGUUUUCCUGAAGUUGCUAUGGCUGGAAACUUAUGGAACAGUGCGAGCUUGUGUGGGUCAUGUGUCGAAGUUACUGGUCCCACCGGAAUGAAAAAGGUAGCAAUUGUCGGAGAUUCAUGUUUCUCGUGCUCCAAUGACGGACUGGAUAUGGACCCCGUGAUGUGGAACGCAGUCACAGGAAAUGCGUCGCCUUCCGCCUUACCGAUCACUUGGGAAAUUGUUCCCUGUGGCUUCCCCACUCCACUUAAGAUCAUCAACAAAGAAGGAGUUUCGAGAUAUUUCAUGUCAAUGCAAAUCGCAGGCGCUAACCAGCCAGUCCACUCCGUCGAAAUCUCAACUGACGGUGGUCAAUCCUGGACCAACACUACCCGACAGUCGAGUGAUAACUUUUUUCAACUCUCGAAUCCGCCCAAGGAUUCUGCCACUGUUGCUGUCAAGGUGACUUGCGCUAGUGGUAAGAAAGUUGUCGCUGAUAGGGUAGAUUACUCUCGUCCAGGUAUUGCGGCAUCGGCUGAGAACUGCUGA